This is a messenger RNA of Microsporum canis CBS 113480, 1095 nucleotides long. RefSeq lists its product as uncharacterized. The coding region runs from base 1 to 1095 and encodes 364 amino acids. Lineage: Eukaryota; Fungi; Ascomycota; Eurotiomycetes; Onygenales; Arthrodermataceae. The record is from RefSeq and is a predicted model, not a curated record. The transcript is spliced from 2 exons.
AUGGAGGUUUUCAUAGAAUAUGAAUCAUUGGUCUCCGAAGAGCUCUCAGCCGAAGGGUCUAGUUUGAUUCCCUUCCCCGUCAACGUCGCUGCGAGCCCCUUCGUCCAUGACGCCGUGACGUCGCUGCCCUGGCCAGCGGUGUCUUCGGUGUUCAGCCACCUGGUCCGGCUACCGAGCGAGAGGACGACUCCUUGCGAGGGUAAGGGGCGUGGUCGAGGCAACUGGACUCAGAUCGUGACCCUGAUGGCGGUCAACAGAUCGUGGUUCUCGAUCAUGCGAGGCCUGCUGAUGGCGGCACCCAUGGAGGCAGUGCUGGAUAAUUGCCCCGAGAGAUGGGCGCUCAAGUCGCUGGAGAUCAACCUAGCGCAUAUGCGACAGUGCAACCAUCCGGCGACGAUGUACACGAACGGGCUGUCGGACAUCAAGACGCUCCCCUUCGACCAUCCGGCCGUACACUCGACGGUGACGAAACUGCUUCCCCGAGCGGUGGCACGCAACUUCCGAUAUGCCACGCUCAUGCUCCUUGAAUCUGGUGCUCAUCCUGCCGCGAGAGACCGACACGGCCAUUCAUGUCUAUACAUUGCUGCCGAGAAGGGCCUGCUGGAAGAGCUGAUGAUACUGCUGUCCUCGCAUCAGCAGCGCAGCCUGGACAUCGACAUGGACAGCCCUUCGGCCGCGGUCGGUGCAGCCAUCAGUCGUAGAUGGGCGUGUCUUUCCCUGCUACUGGAAGCGGGCGCAGACAUGUACCGGCCUUUUCGACAUGGUGGAGACGGCCACCUGUAUACGCUACCUACGUACCUGGCUGCCUAUCCGAACCUGAGCCUGCUGUGCGCGCUGCUGGAUUGUGGGAUGAAUGACGAUCUGCCGGACAAUCAUCCAAACAACCUGAUGAUGCUGCUGAUACGGGGAGGCAACCUGGUGAUGGUGCGGAUCCUGUUGAACGCAGGUUGGACGGUGCACCACGUAGCUGACGAGCUGGAGCAUAGGGGCUGGGCCUGUUCGGAGCAGAUACGGAGAGAGCUUGUGCAUUACAGGAUGUGGCCGGCCUAUCGGCCAGAGGAGGCAGACAUCAAGGAAUUGAGCGACAAUAAUUAA